Darwinula stevensoni is the source of this 330-nucleotide messenger RNA. Lineage: Eukaryota; Metazoa; Arthropoda; Ostracoda; Podocopida; Darwinulidae. The record is from the annotation of a GenBank genome assembly.
AUGCGAUCGCCGGUUCUCCCGCCCCCUUCCGUGUUCGCUCCCUAUAUUAACCCGGUUUCUCUGCUGCCAUUCUCAGUCUGCCAUCCUCACAUACUACUCUCUCUCAAGGAACUUCUCCCGACGAUCAUCAUGAAGCUCAUCGGUAUCGGGUUGGUGUUGCUGGUGUUGUUGGAAGCCUUCUUCGUGCUAGGAGAUCCCAAUGCAGAUCCAGAAGCGAAAGCAGUUGCUGAUCCCAAUGCUAGUCCCGAUCCCAUCGCCAGAGCGUACCCAAGCAGCAGCAGCUCGAGUUUCAGCAGCGGCGGUAGGGACAACGGCAAGAAGAGCAUUUAA